AUGGCGAUGUUGACCAUUCUUCUGCUUCUCAGCGCUGCCAUUGUUCUGGGCGAGGCCUUUGAUCUACGUGCCACAAAUGCUGUGGUGGUGGAGGAACAGCAGGAGGUAGGAGCAGCAGAGAGUGAUCCUCCAUGCCCCGGAGGUUGGACCAAAUACGAAUCACGUUGCUUUAUGUUUGUCAACACUGCAAUGACAUGGCCCCAAGCUGAGAGCUACUGUCUAUCCCUUCGAGCAAACCUGGCCUCUGUGCACAACUGUGGGGAGAACUAUAAUUUACAGCAAUUGGUGUUGAAAAACACUGGCCAACAACAUUCUACCUGGAUUGGAGGAUUUGAUGCUAUUCAGGUAGAGUAUACUCACAGAUGA
Messenger RNA from Salvelinus namaycush (lake trout), 366 nucleotides. Its product is annotated as ladderlectin-like. The coding region runs from base 1 to 366 and encodes 121 amino acids. Gene Ontology annotation, molecular function: signaling receptor activity. Lineage: Eukaryota; Metazoa; Chordata; Actinopteri; Salmoniformes; Salmonidae. The record is from RefSeq and is a predicted model, not a curated record. The transcript has 3 exons.